This is a messenger RNA of Trametes versicolor FP-101664 SS1, 720 nucleotides long. RefSeq lists its product as uncharacterized. The transcript has 7 exons. The coding region runs from base 1 to 720 and encodes 239 amino acids. The record is from RefSeq and is a predicted model, not a curated record. Lineage: Eukaryota; Fungi; Basidiomycota; Agaricomycetes; Polyporales; Polyporaceae.
AUGGCACCCUUCCUCCUCAAUACUAGCACUGUAUACCAGAAGCCUCCCAUCAAUCUCCCCGCGCCGCUAAACUGCACUCAGAUCGACACGGCCAGCAUGAGCCUCGACAUUGGCGGUUUCCGGAGACAAUACCGCUAUUUACCUACCUGGACAGUGACCGUUGCAUCAAGAGGCUCUCUGAUCCUCGUAGACUCGCUGGCCGCCGUCGUGACCUGGUGCCAAAUACCUGCGGCGAUUAAACUGAGAACAGGUAGCACGAAGCGGCCUUCCCUCGAACAGGUGAUGUGGGAAAAUGGAGCUGUCUAUUUCUGCACACUGGUCUCCCUGAAUGUGGUGAACUGUGUGUUUGUCAUACUUUCGAUUGCCAUACAACAGGGUGGAGGAACCUCAUAUGUUGUGACUUUUAUUGACCCCAUCUCCUCUAUACUGAAUAGCCGCUUCCUGCUCGCUCUCCACGAGACGAAUGCGCGGCUUGAAGGGGCGGCCGACGAGUCCAUGUCUUCCCUCUCUCUCGACACAGGCAGCGGCGACGACCGGCGGGCAGGCUCGCCUGAGCUCCCGGAAUUCCUUGGCGUCCUCGGGGGCCCGAUCCACUCAUUCCACGACGAGGACGAGGACCUGCGAUCUCUCACGUUCGCGUCGCCGCAGGAGGAGGAGCAUGAGAACGAGACGGAAGGAGAAAUUCAGGAAAUUGGGAGAGAUGGAGGAAAUACGGUCUGA